GCGAGAGCGAAGCAAAGGGGCGAAAGGAGGCAGCGGAGUUGGGGAGGGGAUUGUCUCCGGAGGAGUCGGCAAAGGGGGCCCUCCUUUUGUUUGGAUCUGCCAGCUAGAGUAGACCCAUCGCCUUUUCCAUUUUUAUUUUGUGGUGUGGAAGCCGCCGGGCUGCUGGAGCCCGGCGUUUCCCGCCCCUCUUGCAUUGGCUUUAAUGCAUUAAAUCCCAUUUUUGUCGCUUUCCAAGGCGGGGUGGUUUCACGCUCGCUGCGUUUUAUUGAAAUCUCUCUCCCGCUCUCAGCGUCGGGUGCAAGAACCCGCCUGGGCGGAUGGGCUCCUUGGCAAUCGGCUUUGCAGCUGUUGGAUGAAUAGUUGGCGGCGGCGGCGGAUCUCCUGGUGCGCCCGACGCAUUGCAAAGCGGCUCGCCAUUGAGCUCCCCCCGCUGGCUCCGACUUGUUGGGCAUGACUGAGCCAUCAUGGAGAGCGACGGGCUGCCUGGCUCGCCUUGUGCGGGGGGGAUAGAGACGUCUUGAUUUCCUAAUUUCUCCCUUCCCCAGUCGGGAGUUUCCUCGGAGUAGCGUUGCUAGGAGGCUGUGUGCAAGCAAUAGCGCCCGGGCACCUCGGGGGUGAGAGCAGCUAGCUAGGGCUUGGAAGGGGGCUGAGCCGUGGGGCGCCGCUGGUUUGCAGAGCGGGUCAUUUUAUCUUCCAAAGCCUCCCCGCUUCCCUCCCCGUCGGAUUUUUCUUGCGUCUCGGCGUAGUGAGGUUGGUCCUCGGCGGCCGUCUUGAUCGAGGGGGGAAAAUGGAGGCGGUGAUCGAGAAGGAGUGUAGCGCUCUCGGAGGACUCUUCCAGACCACCAUCGGGGACAUGAAGGGCAGUUAUCCAAUUUGGGAAGACUUCAUAAACAAAGCAGGAAAACUACAGUCUCAGCUUAGGACGACAGUAGUCGCAGCAGCUGCCUUCUUGGAUGCGUUUCAGAAAGUGGCUGACAUGGCGACCAACACACGUGGUGCUACCCGAGAAAUCGGCUCGGCUCUGACCAGAAUGUGCAUGCGGCACCGGAGCAUCGAGUCCAAACUCAGACAGUUUUCAAGUGCUUUAAUCGACUGUCUGAUAAACCCGCUUCAAGAGCAGAUGGAAGAGUGGAAGAAAGCAGCUAAUCAACUGGAUAAAGACCAUGCAAAAGAGUACAAAAAAGCCCGCCAGGAGAUAAAAAAGAAAUCCUCAGACACCCUGAAACUGCAAAAGAAAGCAAAGAAAGGGCGAGGAGAUAUCCAGCCUCAACUGGACAGCGCAUUACAAGAUGUGAAUGACAAGUACCUGCUUCUUGAAGAAACGGAGAAACAGGCUGUUAGGAAAGCCCUGAUUGAAGAACGUGGCAGGUUCUGUGCAUUCAUUUCUAUGCUGAGGCCUGUGAUUGAAGAAGAAAUAUCAAUGCUGGGAGAAAUAACCCAUCUACAGACCAUAUCAGAAGAUCUGAAAAGCCUUACUAUGGAUCCUCACAAACUGCCACCAUCAAGCGAACAGGUAAUUCUAGAUUUGAAAGGCUCUGAUUAUGGUUGGUCUUAUCAGACUCCUCCUUCCUCUCCCAGUACCACCAUGUCAAGGAAAUCCAGCGUCUGCAGCAGUCUGAACAGUGUUAACAGUAGUGACUCCCGGUCAAGCGGCUCGCAUUCUCACUCACCCAGUUCACACUAUCGCUACCGCAGCUCCAACCUGCCUCAGCAGGCACCGAUGAGGCUUUCCAGCGUGUCCUCGCAUGACUCCGGAUUCAUGUCCCAGGAUGCUUUUCAGUCCAAGUCACCAUCCCCAAUGCCGCCAGAAGCACCCAACCAGAAUUCGUCCAGCUCUGCCUCCUCAGAAGCCUCAGAAACCUGCCAGUCAGUGAGCGAGUGUAGUUCCCCCACCUCAGUCAGUUCAGGCUCCACCAUGGGGGCUUGGGCCUCUACGGAAAAGUUGUCUAAUGGGUAUUAUCACUGUAGUUUGUCAAGUGGUCCAUCCUUAGCCUCAGUUGGUGCAGGCCCUGUCCCUCAUUUCCCGUCUGUCUCCCACGCAUGGACCCGGGCUUCCUCCUCCACCCUCCUUCCAGACCACGGUCAUUAUUACACCAUUGGGCCAGGCAUGUUUCCAUCAUCUAAGAUCCCUAGCUGGAAGGAUUGGGCUAAGCCAGGUCCUUAUGACCAGCCUAUGGUAAACACUUUACAACGCCGCAAGGAAAAACGAGACGCAGACCCUGCUGGGGGAGGCCAGAAUGGACCGCCUCUGCCCACAGAGGAAGCCCAAAGACCCCGGAGCAUGACUGUGUCAGCCGCCCCAAGGCAAGGAGAGGAAAUGGAGGCCUGUGAGGAGCUGGCGUUGGCUCUGACCCGGGGGCUGCAGCUGGACACCCAGAGAAGUAGCCGAGACUCCUUGCAGUGCUCCAGCGGCUACAGCACUCAAACGACCACACCCUGCUGCUCGGAGGACACUAUCCCCUCGCAAGUUUCAGACUAUGAUUAUUUCUCUGUCAGUGGCGAUCAAGAGACAGAGCAGCAAGAAUUUGACAAAUCUUCAACUAUUCCAAGAAACAGCGACAUCAGCCAGUCUUACCGUCGAAUGUUCCACGCCAAACGUCCUGCUUCAACCGCAGGCCUCCCAACCACACUUGGGCCUGUGAUAGUUACACCUGGCGUAGCGACCAUCAGACGGACCCCUUCUACCAAACCAGCUGUCAGGCGUGGGACCAUAGGGUCAGGGCCAAUCCCAAUCAAGACGCCUGUGAUUCCUGUCAAAACACCGACUGUACCAGACAUCCCAGGAGGACUGCCGAGUGUGCCGAGCAGUGCAGAAGAGAGCCCUGAACAAAGUCCAGAGGCUGGAGCAGGCAACCAAGGAGUCGCAGGGAUGUCCUCUGCUUGGAGCGGCCAGGCGUCCAUCAACCCUCCGCUCACAAGCCAGAAGCCAAGUACCAUAGAGGAGCAGAGACAAACCGCCACUGAAAGUGAAGGAGAAGAAAGCGAAAGGGAGGGUCUGAGUAUCGCUGCUCCCCCGUGCCAGCCAGCCCCUCAGUCGGAAGACCAGAGCCCCGGAGAGAUUCCGCAAGGCGAAGACAUGCUGAACGCCAUUCGGCGGGGAGUUAAGCUGAAGAAGACCACCACGAAUGACCGCUCAGCCCCCCGAAUUUCCUAGAUGCUGGACCACUGCCAGAGUUUCCAACAUAAGAGACUGAACUAUCUGAUGAAAUAGUCUCUCUGUCCAUUCCACUGUACAAUCAAGUUUUUGUAGGCUGCUCCAUAACAGCUGGAAAAAUUCUCUUUAAAAAUUUGGGGUUGGGGCGGGGAGGGGGGGGAAGGAAUUUGCAAACUAAAAAGCUCAAGGCGCAACCUCUUCCUGACUUUUAAUUUUUUUUUUUUUGUAAAUACUGCUGAUUAUUUUUCUGUGCAUUUUUUAAAAAUCUAAGUUUCCCUUUUAAUUUUUUCUGAAGGUGCCAAAUCCCCAUUUAACUUUUUUAUAUAACUCUUUGUAAAAGUUUUACAUGUGUAGAAGGAAGAAGAAUACAGUAAACGUUAAGUAGCUUAAAUAUGUCCGCUGGGGAGAAUGUGGGGGGGGGGGGGGAGAAUGUCAAUAGGAGGUUGCAACAUGUUUUCACUCUCAUGAGCUUUUUGUAGAGCACCUUGUUAUAAUAGCAAGGUUUCUUUCUUUAAUUUUAACCUACAAAGGCCUGGCCCAGAAACAGGCCCUGUCAAAAGUACAAGUGCUUGUACCUCUCAAAAGCAGGAGAAAGCAACUGAUUGAUUAAAGCAAUAUAUAAUGGAAGAGAGACAGCCUCGGAUUGGUUAGAAUGGGUGGCGGGGUUAGACAAAGGGGGAGGGGAUUUACUGUUGCACAAAAUGUAGCCUAGCAGUAGCUUCAUGGUAAGUGCGUCUGAAUAAGCCAUAUUGGAUUGCCGUGUUGUUUCUGUAGGGUGUUUAAAGACACUUGGGUGCUGGCCACUAGAAACUUCUCUGUUGGCCUCAUAGAAACCUCAAAGGGGCUGGCGUAGGAGCUCUUGCCCAAGAAAAGCAUCUGCGGAAUUGUUCCUUUGGAUUCUCUUUGUUUUGUAUUAAUUCGUUGUCUUCAGGACUGCACAAGCAACACUAAACAUGGCCCAUGUGGAUCUAAUUUUCCCCCUCCGUUUCAUCUUCCGUUUCUGUGUUUAAUAAUCCACAAUAGCAGAAACUUCAGUUAAGUGAAGGCCAGACAGAAAUGCCAGGGAGUGUUCCACUCUGUAGCUUUUUACCUUUUACUGGCUAUGCCCAGCAGGCUGGGCAGCUUUAAGUGACAAACUGAAAAAGCUCCAAAUAGUUUUGAGGAAAUUGCUAAUAGAUCAGACUGGCAACCAGCUGGGAAUUCCAGUAAAACUAGCACCACAUUACUUUCCCUCUCAAAUGGCAUUUUGGAUUGGCUUUUUAAAUUAAAUACUAAGAUUUGGGGAUGAGGGAGGGAUGGGGAACAGUUUCGCUUUUAUUUAUUAUAAGGGAAGUGGGGGGGUUGACCACUAUGUUUUUUUAAAUUCUUCUCAGCACUGUAUUUUUGAGAAGCUGUUAAUAGACAAAUUUGUAGGUGGGAUUUUCUUUUCUUAAAAUGAAAAUUAUCGCUGUGACAUAAUUCAUUUCAUGGGGUCGGCAGAAAUGUGCACAACUCAGGCACCACAGGUUGUUCUGUUUUUGUGGGUUUCUAAAAAAACAAAAAGGCCCUGCUAUCUGUAUGGAUACCUUCUGCCUUAUCUCUAUAUGGGUAAUGCAAGCAGAAUAAUAAGAUAACAGACCUGUGUAUUUGUGGUUGCAAAAAAUGCACCACCCAUAGUGGAAGGAGUUGGGUCUUGCAUCUGCGCACAAUGUGCUCCUCCACUCUCUGGAGAUUCCAGUCGGCUGCCAUCUUGCCUACGUAACCUCUUAUACUUUAAAAUACAUAACUACAUGGGAUGUGAGACGUAUCGUAAAACUGUAUAGUCACUGUGUUCUAUAUACAUUUACACUGCUGUGUUGCUUAACACUUUUUUUUAAUGUUACGGCUUCAGAAGCAAACCACCAAGCAUGAUCCUUAAACUCUCUCCUUUGCAAAACAACUUUUCUAAUUAACGGUGCCUGCAGUAGAGGCUCCUGCCAGUGGGUGAAAUGGCGGAUGCAGUCUGCAAAUGAGGCUUCAAAAUCCCCACCACUACCGCCUUCAAAGAAAAACUCGUACGAAAUAAAAGUCUCGCUGGACAAAGAAUGCGGUCCAUCGAGAUGAUUUCCUGGCAUGUUUCAUUUUGAACUGGACUGGUGUUUCACAAGGGCUCUGCUAUAUUCCUGCCUCUCCCAUUUGUUGAAGUAUAGUUUAUGCAGGAGACAUCCCCCCUCGAUUGCACCUGAAGUGUCUAGGAGAAAAAACCCCAAAGUGCAGCUUUUCCCUUUAGUUCUUUUACACAGUAGAAUUACUCUUGGUUCAAAUUUUAUUAUUAAACUGUUGCCAAAAUUCAAGGUUAGAACGUGACAAGCCACAUUGAAUAGUUCUGUUGGGUUUUUUUUCUUUUGUGUUCCUUGCCUAUUGUAAAAGCAGUGUCACCGUUAAAAAAAAAAUGUUUCUAAUGGUAAGUUAUUGUGUUUAGUUGCUAGUUUGUACUGAGAGUUGACCUCUCCCCACAUGCACCGUUUUUGUUCUGAACUGCUAUAAAUAAAAAAAAUUGCUGUUAACUGUGUUGCCCUUCUACAUUGUAAUGAUUGCUUCGGCCUAUAUUAUAAAUAAAGACCUGCUGAUAAACUUC
Eublepharis macularius is the source of this 5750-nucleotide messenger RNA. RefSeq names its product MTSS I-BAR domain containing 1 (gene MTSS1). The coding region runs from base 788 to 3154 and encodes 788 amino acids. The record is from RefSeq and is a predicted model, not a curated record. NCBI's taxonomy places the organism in Eukaryota, Metazoa, Chordata, Lepidosauria, Squamata, Eublepharidae. Gene Ontology annotation, cellular component: cytoplasmic side of plasma membrane; actin cytoskeleton. The transcript has 15 exons. Gene Ontology annotation, biological process: plasma membrane organization; positive regulation of actin filament bundle assembly; adherens junction maintenance. Gene Ontology annotation, molecular function: phospholipid binding; actin binding.